Messenger RNA from Alosa alosa (allis shad), 1250 nucleotides. It is a transcript of the gene mrps18a, whose product is annotated as mitochondrial ribosomal protein S18A. The record is from RefSeq and is a predicted model, not a curated record. Gene Ontology annotation, biological process: mitochondrial translation. The transcript is spliced from 6 exons. Gene Ontology annotation, cellular component: mitochondrial small ribosomal subunit; ribosome. Gene Ontology annotation, molecular function: structural constituent of ribosome; small ribosomal subunit rRNA binding. Bases 377 to 871 code for a protein of 164 amino acids. Lineage: Eukaryota; Metazoa; Chordata; Actinopteri; Clupeiformes; Clupeidae.
CUUGUUGUGGAGGGAUUUCGGCUUGUUCUGCUUGGCAACACUGCUAUAUGGUUUCUCGGCUUACCAAAAAGGCAAAAGCAACACAAACGAGCUCUGAACAGAUGAAGAGCAACAGGCCAGAGCCCGUCUUAUUAGACAUUCUCUGAACAGGCUCUGAAGCGUCUUCCCCGAUUAUUUAACUUCCGGGUCUUCUUUUAACACAACAUUGGAAGAAGGUCAGAGCUGAUGAUGAAAAUACACUUUUAGCUACGAUACGGUUAAUUGUUUUAAAUUCAAUACAAAAUCACUGUCUUCGUCAAUAUAUUAUCCGUAAAAAUGUGAUACUUAAAUAGGGUGCUCACAAGUUACUUCCGCGAGCCGUAAGGUCACAGCAAAAAUGGCGGCGCACGGGAUUAUGAAGUCGGUAUUGACAUGCUUUUCAAAUGCCCAGCGCAUUGUGGCCAAAAGUAGCUGCUUUACCACAUUACAGAAUGUGAACCGCUUGCCACAGCUCGCCGUAUUCGGUCAUGUUCCUAGUCGUGGGAUCGUAAAAGUGGUGGAGAAACAGGAGGGUAAAACAACAACUUUAGAGGGAGUGACUGUUGAUUCUCCUGAUACACCUGUGCCACCCAACCCUUCAGCCCACUGCCCCAUCUAUAGAUGGAACCUCCAGAACAAAUACGACUACACAGACGUGCUGCUGCUAAGUCAGUUCAUCCGCUCCGAUGGGGGCAUGUUGCCACGGCGAGUAACUGGACUCUGCACUCCUGAGCAUUACAAGAUUGCAGCCUGUGUCCGCAUGGCCCAGCGAGCAGGUCUGCUUCGGAUCACAAGCCAACUCUUCCAGAGGGCCAUACUCCCAAGCCUAAACCACAGCUCAAUAGAUACCUGACCCGUUGGUCAGCAGGCACAGCCAGACCCAUCUAUAAGCGUGGGUUGAAAUGGUGUAAAAAGCGCAUGCCUGUGGGAGACCCCAUCCUCAAAAACAACAUUCAGUAUGGGAAAAGACCCAUACGCUUCUGGCACUGAGACUCGCGUACUCACACCAUCGCCUCUGACAUGCACACAGUCCUUAAGAUAUCAGUACAGGAAGAAAAGCAUUUGCCUUCGACACACACCCACACUGUCUUCAUACUCAAGAACAUUUUGGUGGGUUUGAAGGGGGGUGGUAAUACUGUGCUAUCAGAUAUGUAAAUAUAAAACUAUGCUGUGCAGAGUUCCAGAACCUUUUAUUCAUUGUAAAUAAAAUAAGUCAUGAGAAAUUAACUUGG